AUGUCUCUGUUGGAAGAAAAUACAAAUGACCACUUCCUCAAAUCCAUUGCCAUUGAAUGGCUUGGCAAUAUAGCCUGCAGAAUCAAAACUGACUAUAAUAGACUAUCUGGAACAGCCGGAGCUUACGGGCCUGAAUGGAUCUGCUCGAUGCAUGAAACGUUGCCGAUGAAUUUGGGGAUGGAAACACCAACCAGCUCUAUUGCCCUUAUAGAUCAAUGUCGUAAAAAGCUAUUGGAUUAUAUUAUACAAGAAAAUACCAGUGAGAGCAUUGCUCAGUAUUACUUAUGUAAUUGGGGUUUCAUGGAAUCGGUUCUUUGGUUGAAAGCAAAUAAGGGUUGGGAAGCUGAAGACGAAAGACUUCCAACUGUUAAAGCGAAGGAUCAAACAGCACCCAUAGUGAAUGAAGAGAACACCGAAGACAAUAUCGCUAAUGAAGCAGCCAUUACUGAUACCACGGUUAAUCAACGAUCGGAAAAUGAAGAUAUUCUGACGGUAGAGCCUGAUUCUACAGACAACGGUAUGAUUGAGGAAGAUUCAAAAUGGCCGAAAGAGGCUGUGUUGCUAUUAGAAGAUACUUGUAAAUAUUACUGGUUGAAGUGCUUGAAUAUUGAUUGUCAAGCUUUCCCCCCCUCCAAAUUUUGUAUACCAAACCAUGAUUCAAUAUUAACAGAAGCGACCAGUAGAGAAGACUACAAUUUACUGUGUGUACUUCUAGCCUCUCGUCAAACACUUUAUACUAGUUUACAUUAUAUCAUUGCUGAGCUACUUACUUGUUUAGAAAAGGAUGGCGUUGUUUAUCGAACCAAAUCCCUCAAGGCUUUCGAGAAAUUGGCUAUUCAAGUACCUGAAAUCAUGAAUGAUACGCGUAUUCGUACAGCCAUUCUGCAUCGUGUUCAUGAUAACUCCCCUUCUGUCCGUGACGCUGCUCUCAAAGUUGUAGCACGGUUUUUAGUUCAACUCAAUUAUGAUCAAGAAAAUGUGAAGCUGCUGCAUAAACUCUAUAAUGUUGUAAGCGGAAGAAUUAUUGAUACAGCAGUGCCAGUUCGUAAAAGAUUAGUGAAGCUGUUAGCCGAUCUCUAUCCCAAAUUUUCGGAUCUUAACAUCAAAACGGAUAUUGCUUCAAAAUUGAUCUUGAGAAUGAGCGAUAAAGAAGUGCUAGUAAAUCAGUUAGCGUUGAAAGCAACUCAGAAAAUUUUGUUCGAGCCGUUUAAAGAGAUGGAUAAGGGUCAAGGCGCCAAUGAUUACUUCGGCUAUUCAUAUGCUAAUUCACCGAAAAGUCGGAAACACAAGAUCACGCAAUUGACAAGUAUCAUUACAGGUGCUGUGUCAAAAUUGAAUUCGACCUUUAUAGGCCAGAAUAUCGCUUUAACACAAAUCAUUCAAAAGACACUUGAUGGGGCCGACGAUAAGGAUAAAUUGUGGUAUGAUAAAGUAUUCCAAUGGAUUGUAGAUUGCUUGUUUGACGGAUUAAUCAAAUUCGAAGAAGAGGAUAAUUCCGAAGAGUUCAUCAAUUGUUUGGCAACUGCUGAUUGGGUUAAAGCGCACUAUACUCUUACCAUUUAUCGUGACGUUUUACCUAAUAUGAAGUAUCAUGAUCCAAGCUUUAUCCAUUCCGUUGAAAGACUGCUGAUGCAGCUUCUCGGUCGUUGUCCACUAAACUUAAUACCGGAUGGGGUGUCUUGCUUAUGUACUAUCGUAGAUAGUCUAUCUCACCGAUACGAUAUUCUUAUCAAAAUGCUUGGCUCAUGUAUAACUAAAUUAAGCGGUCUUCGUGAGCUCAUCAGAAGUGGUCGCGAGUCAGAUAUCAACUCCUACGCUGGUGUCUUGAAGAUGUUAUUGAUUUGUGGACUAUUAUGCCAGCACUUCGAGUUCGACAAGAGACGCGAACAAAAUCCUGAAGAUAUGAAAUCACUGGACUCUAUUUAUAAGGGCAGUAUCAAUCUGUUAGUGUUCGAUAUAUUACAGUUCUUUACUAGUGAGGAAAUGUACAAUCUUGAAGCAGUAUCAGUAACAGAAAGAGAAUCCAGCAACAAGGGUAUGACACUUCGCAUGACUGCUCUACAAGGCCUUGGCUACCUUUUCGCUUCUUAUCCCACCUUCAUGAUAUCUCAGGCCAGCAUUAAACUGAUGGACAAUAUACUCUCAUUGUCGAACGAGGAAUCUGCAGCUGUCGAAAUGAAAAUUCAACUUAUGCAUGUAUACCAAGAAUUCCUGGCUGCCGAAGAAAAGCGAUUAGGCAAAAAAGAAAUUCUGGCAGGCGAAGCGCUUGCGAUAAAAAGCAAAAGUUUAAUAGACGUCGAUACUCUGUUAGGUAAUACAGAAGAAUAUGCCGAACUAGGCGUCAAUGGGUCGUUGAUGCAGCGAUACUUGAAGAAAAUUUUGCAAUGCACACUCUCGAAUGAAUCCGAGCAAUUGCGUUAUGCUGCUUUUGAAGUCGUUUCAUCGAUCAUUGAGCAAGGCCUAGCUCAUCCUGUAUUAUGUAUGCAAGUUAUUGUCGCUGCAGAAACUAGUAUGGAUAUGACAUUGCGUAUGAAGGCUUAUUAUUUGCAUAAAUAUGCCCAUGAUAAGUAUGGCCAGUUACUAUAUGUUCAAUUGAACGAGUGUUUCAGUACAUCAUAUGCAUAUCAAAAAAUCUCAUCCGGUGAUAACGUUAAAGGUAGUUAUAGUAGGGGAAGAGGAGGUGAUGCUAAAGUAGAGUCUGUUCUCGGUUUGACUUAUUCAGUUUUGAAAGAAAAGAAGAAAUCUAAGCUUGAUUUCUUAUGCGGGCUGAUCAAACCUUUUGAAUACGAUAUGAAAACUGCGUCAGCAGAUGAUAUUGAUAUUGGCUACCUUCAAUAUCUUGCAGAAAAUGCUAUAUCCUUAGACUUAGGCUCUACGGAUGAAGUGCUCCAUAUGGUUCACAUUAUGGAUCGUAUUUUCUUUACCACAGGUGCUGAUCUUUCGUCCUAUAUCCAAUAUCUGAAGAAAAAAGGUGUGCUCAGUAACGCGAGUCUUGAGAAUGAAGUUGUGACAAACAACGAAAGCACUAGCACUGCUUUGGAUGAUGACAUUACUGUGACAUUCAAACUAGCUAUUGCUAUGUGUAUUUUACUGUAUACGAAAAAUUUGCUUGUAGAAUUAUAUGAUAUACCUGAUGAGUAA
This is a messenger RNA of Mycotypha africana, 3141 nucleotides long. Its product is annotated as sister chromatid cohesion C-terminus-domain-containing protein. The transcript is spliced from 6 exons. The record is from RefSeq and is a predicted model, not a curated record. Bases 1 to 3141 code for a protein of 1046 amino acids. Gene Ontology annotation, molecular function: chromatin binding. Gene Ontology annotation, cellular component: Scc2-Scc4 cohesin loading complex. Gene Ontology annotation, biological process: regulation of gene expression; replication-born double-strand break repair via sister chromatid exchange; establishment of protein localization to chromatin. NCBI's taxonomy places the organism in Eukaryota, Fungi, Mucoromycota, Mucoromycetes, Mucorales, Mycotyphaceae.